AUGAGCGAAGCAGAAUUGAAUGUGAAGUCAUUUGAGAUAGAUGAUGCUCUUGAGGCAAGUUUAAAGGGAUUUGCACUUGCCAAUCCAUCGAUUACAUUGGUCCCUGAGGAGAAGUUUUUAUUCAGAAAGACAGAUAAGAAAAAGGUUGCCCUGAUCUCUGGUGGUGGUUGUGGACAUGAACCAGUGCACGCCGGUUAUGUCGGUAAAGGUAUGCUGGGCGGUGCUGUUUGCGGUGAUAUCUUUGCAUCUCCAUCUACCAAGCAAAUUGUGAAAGGUGUGAGAAUUGUCAAUGAGAAUGCGUCAGGUGUUUUGUUGAUAGUCAAAAAUUACACAGGAGAUGUGCUGCAUUUUGGUUUAUCUUCCGAGAGAGCUAGAGUCUUGGAUAUUGACUGUGGUAUGGCGGUUGUCGGUGAUGAUGUUGCUGUCGGACGUGAAAAAGGUGGAAAAGUUGGUAGAAGGGCACUAGCGGGUACUGUUUUGGUUCAUAAGAUUGUUGGGGCGUUUGCAGAAGAGUAUUCGAGUAAAUACGGUGUUAAAGGCUGUGAAAAGGUGGCUAAUAUAAUCACCGAUAGUUUAGUUACAAUUGGUUCUUCAUUGGACCAUUGUAAAGUUCCGGGAAGAAAAUUUGAAAGUGAGCUAACUGAAAAUCAAAUGGAAUUGGGUAUGGGUAUUCAUAAUGAGCCAGGUGUCAAAGUUCUUGAACCAAUUCCUUCCACUGAGGAGCUUAUUUCCAAGUACAUGCUUCCAAAAUUAUUGGAUCCAAACGAUAAAGAUAGAUACUUCGUCGAUUUUAAUCAAGAUGAUGAAGUGGUAUUACUGAUUAAUAACCUCGGAGGUGUAUCUAACCUAAUCAUUUCGGCAAUUGUAUCAAAGACUACUGAUCUAUUAAAGAAGGAAUAUAACAUCACGCCGGUACAAACUAUUGCCGGUACUUUGAUGACUUCAUUUAAUGCCGAUGGUUUCAGUAUCACGUUACUGAAUGCUUCCAAGGCUUCUAGAGAAUUGAAAAAAGAAUUUUCCAAUGUUGAAAAUGUUCUUGAUCUUCUCAAUGCGCCUACAGAUGCACCAGCAUGGCCACUUUCUGCAAAUACAGACACGCAAGGCCCUAAAUUCGAUGAAAACAUCUUAAAAAAUGAAAUUGAAGUUAAAGAUGCGGGUGCCUACGACUACGAUGCACUUUGUAAGUGGAUGAAAGCUGGUGCGGAGCAAGUUAUCAAAAGUGAACCUCAUAUCACAUCUUUAGAUUCCAAAGUCGGUGACGGUGAUUGCGGUUAUACUUUGGUUGCGGGGGUGAAGGGAAUCACAGAAAACCUGGAUAGAAUAUCGAAGGAAUCACUUUCAGAAGCAACUGCACAAAUAGCUGACUUCAUCGAAAGCUCAAUGGGUGGUACCUCCGGAGGGCUAUACUCGAUUUUAGUUUCAGGCAUUUCACAUGGUUUGAUUGACAUCUGCAAAAACGCCAAAGAACCGGUUACUCCUGAAAUCGCAAGUAAAGCAUUUGAAAUUGGUCUUAACACUCUUUAUAAAUAUACAAAGGCAAGGCCAGGUGCUUCUACAAUGGUUGACGCACUCGACCCAUUUGUCAAAGAGUUUGCAAGGUCCAAAGACUACAACAAAGCUGUGGAAGCGGCAGAUAAGGGGGCAAAAUCAACAGCACACUCAGAAGCAGCGUUCGGUAGAGCUUCGUAUGUGGGAGACUCAUCCAACAUUGAAGAUCCUGGUGCUAUAGGUAUCGUGGAAUUUAUGAAGGGUGUACAAUCGGUUUUAUAA
Molecule: messenger RNA, 1770 nt
Organism: Zygotorulaspora mrakii
Lineage: Eukaryota; Fungi; Ascomycota; Saccharomycetes; Saccharomycetales; Saccharomycetaceae
Gene: DAK1
Product: dihydroxyacetone kinase
Exons: 1
Coding region: 1-1770 (589 amino acids)
Biological process (GO): glycerol catabolic process
Cellular component (GO): cytosol
Molecular function (GO): glycerone kinase activity; ATP binding
Source: RefSeq, a predicted model, not a curated record